AUGCCUACACAACCUGCUGCAGUGCAAGAGAACGGCUCUUGGACGAAACUGACUGAGACUGAGCUCAACAACCUUAGGGAAAUCGUUAGACCUAUCCUGGAUAAGGGAGGGCUUGGAAUCUUGAUUGUGGACGAUGUGGAGAGCAGCAAAGUCCGUAAUAUUAUAAGCCACCAAGCCAAGGGCACCCUUGUGANNNNAAGGGACAAAGGAGUCUCUCAGGGGUCCGGAUUAUCCCCCGCGCUCUUCGCACUGCACUCGGCGGGAAUGGCCGAUGCGAUCAAAUAUGCGUGGCAAGAGGACAGGGGCAUGGGGCCUGCUUGGGAGCUGACUGUGGUACUAUAUGCCGAUGAUGUAUGCAUUGGAGUGAGCAGCGAUUCAGUGGAGGGUCUCGCUCGAGGCCUUAGGAUAGCCAAGGCGGCAGCGGUAAGGUGGGCGAACGAGGAGGGCAUGCAGCUGGCGCCUGACAAAGAGGAAGCCCUAGUGUGCGGAGGGGAGGCACUGAGGAACCCCGUCGAGGCUGCGGCUCCGGAGCUGGCCGAGAAGCUCAAGAUAGUGGUGAGAUGGCUCGGCGUGUGGUUAAAAUGUCACGGGGGUGUCUUCGACUGGACCAGACACGCUACGGAGUCCCUCGGGAAGGUCAGAACGUCAAUUCGGCGCUACGCGGCUAUCUGUAGACGAAACUUCGGGCUCGAUGCCAAGGUCAUCGCAGCCCUCUGGUCACGGGUGGUCAUCCCGAAGGCCAUCUACGCUAGCGAGAUCUGGGGCCAUACAGCGGGGAGGGCAUGGUUUGCCGGCAAGGCACAGCGACUCCUUAGUGAGAUAGGCCGGCUACCUAGCGGACAGGGAAAGGGCAGCGGCAGGGAGGCUGCUGAGGCUUAG
Messenger RNA from Perkinsus marinus ATCC 50983, 879 nucleotides. RefSeq lists its product as hypothetical. The record is from RefSeq and is a predicted model, not a curated record. Lineage: Eukaryota; Perkinsozoa; Perkinsida; Perkinsidae. The transcript is spliced from 6 exons. The coding region runs from base 1 to 879 and encodes 292 amino acids.